Leguminivora glycinivorella is the source of this 2817-nucleotide messenger RNA. Its product is annotated as lipopolysaccharide-induced tumor necrosis factor-alpha factor homolog. Gene Ontology annotation, molecular function: zinc ion binding. The transcript is spliced from 3 exons. The coding region runs from base 157 to 636 and encodes 159 amino acids. NCBI's taxonomy places the organism in Eukaryota, Metazoa, Arthropoda, Insecta, Lepidoptera, Tortricidae. The record is from RefSeq and is a predicted model, not a curated record.
CUGUCUAUCAGUUGAGCAGCAACAACCCAGCUGUCCGGACGUCUGAUCCGUUGUGUUUAAUUGUUUAUACACUUUGUUUAGUUUGUGUGCCUAAAAGUGGGUAAUAAUAACCUCACUGGUGAAAUAGUCUAAAUAAGUGUGAAAACAUCGUAUAAAAUGCAAGGCAAAGACGCUUCCAAUUUAGACGCGGGGUACCCGACGCUUCCCAUGCAAGACACUACGCCGCGCACGGCACCACCUCCGUAUACCGAUCACCCGCAACCUCAGGCUGGAUGGCAACCGCCACAAGAUGGUAACACCGGUUACCCGCACCCGGCUACCGGGUACCCUCAUCCUCAACCUGGUCCAACUGUGCCCCCAACGGCGCCCGGAGUUACUGUGAUCGCCGGACCGACCGUCAUAGUUCAAUCUGUUGUGGGCCCGGAGUCUACUUGUACGACGUGCCGCAAUUGCAAUGCGCAGAUAUCUACAAGGAUUGAUAGGAAACCGACUAUGAAGACGCAUCUCAUGGCGAUGCUACUCUGUGUACUUGGAUGCUGGUGUUGCGUGUGUGUGCCAUAUUGCAUGGAUUCCUGCCUCGAUGUAGACCACUACUGCCCGAACUGCGGAGCCUUUGUCGGAUCAUACGCUCACUAAAAUCGCAGAUACUGUUAAAGAUAUAUUCCCAAUGCUAUGUUUCACAAUGUAUAAGGGUCGGUUUAUACUCGUAUCUAACACAUACUUUGAGCGUGUCAGGGUGCGUAGCCGAAUGGCACAAACGCUCAAGAAACGCUCACGAAACGAAACGCUCGUAGAUAUCUAUCUCUAUCGCUCUUGCGUGUUGGCGUGACAAAGCCAAACUAGCUUUCGCGGCGUUUCGUUUUCGUUUCGCGUCGCAGAAAUGCCAUUCGGCUACGGCACCAGAUAAGUAGUAGUAGUAGUAGUAAUACACUUUAUUGUACAAAGAUAAGAACACACACAGUAAAGAAAAAAAGAACACACACAUCAUUUGUACAAAGGCGAACUUAUCCCAUUAAGGGAUUUCUUCCAGUUAAUUAUGUCCGGUCUGUUUAUUUACUAUUGAGUUGCUUGUCCAUCGGCUAAUAGAGUAUGUCUGUCUAGACUAGACUGAACGAAACGUGACUGUGAACAUUGAAUUUUAAAAUGAAGUUUUUAAAUAAAAUCUUAGUAUUGGAUGUCGACAUAUGUUAUUGAUAAAUACGAGUACGUUUAAAUUUGUAUCAUUUUGUAUUUCACUAUUUUAUACCUUAUUCGUUGUAAUUUGUAGGUACCUAUGUACAGUCUGACCAAAAAGAGUAGAAAUUAAAGAGUGUCAACAUUGUAGUGUCAUCCCUUUCAAAUGAAUACGUGUGAGAAAACGAGACGACACUACGAUGUUGCCACUCUUUCAUUUUUCUUUUUGUUCAAUGUUCAGUCUAUAAGAUAGGUAAGUAUAUGUAAGUAAUGUUUAUUAAAGUGAAAAAUAAAAUGAAAUUUUCGUAUUACUUAAUGGCUACGUGCGAAGUGAUUGGAGGGGGUAAGCAAAGCGAUCGCAGUGCUUGCGGUGGUCAAAAUCGACACUAAAAAUGGGAUGUCAAAACUCUCACAGUCAUCAAAACUCAUACAAUAUAAUACAAUGUGUAAUGUUUGAAACGGGGCACCAAUGUUUUUUCGUUGUUAAUUGUAAAAAGAAUAGCAUAAAUAGUCGUCACAUGUUGUAUGCGUUUCCUAGAGCACACUGGAAUUUGGAUCAAAGAAAUAACCCCAAAUGUCAAAACAAAAUAUUAUAAUAAUUAUAUUUACGCUUUGUUUACUUAAUAUUGUCCAUUACGCUGUUAGUAUUUUUCCUACCGUAAAAGAUUAUGCUCAAAUAUCCAGGCCUGGCCUGAAAAUAGGCCCGUGUCGGAAUUUUCUGCGGCCGCGGACAUGAACAGGUACAUACGUUUAGACUUGUUUUAUAUAGGCUUAACGGGAUGGAAGUUUCGCGAAUACCAUAUCACACGCUCGUAGAACUUCUACCAUUACUCCUAUGUUCUUCAACAUUCCUUAUAUGCCCUGCCAGCACCAAUUUAUUGCCUUUUUCAAUGGCCGGGGGUUAGAUGUUUAUAAGUAAUGCUUUGUAAACUGAUUUUUAUUAUUAUAUGCAUGUCUUUAUAAUCUAUGUACCUAAAUUACACUUGAAAUAUUAGUAGCUCUUGUUAUUCUAUUUAUUUAGAAUUAACGAAAAAUCGUUAAAAUAUAUGUUUGUUUACUUGUAAUUUUUUUGACAUUUUCCACUUCAAGUUCACAUCGUAGGUAGCGUAAUUGACGUGCACGUGGCCAAUACGCGCAUUGUACAAUUUUUUUUAACAAUUUGUCAACAAGUUGGUUCUGAUGCAUGCUAGUCUCACUAAAACAUCAUACAAUGUUGCGUCAGGGUAAAAAAAAUGGAACACAACCUCAACUGUGGCCACUGAUUUUAAUGAUUAGUGACUUACUUAUAAGUAAGUAAAGUAAGUCCGUACUUUAAGAAUUUAAAUUAUCAUGGGGUUCGACCAGUUUAAUUCAGAUUAAUCUGGCUGAGACCUAACUUAAAAUUUGAAAGUGAUCUCUAGAAUACCAAAAGUGUAGUUUGUAAUUUGAGAAAAUUAUAAAUGUCUGCACAUGACGCAGUUUUAAUACAUACAUACAUGUAAUCACGUAUGUAUCCCAUAAAGGGGAAGGUUGAGCACAUGAACUACUCAGUGCCACUCUUGGCGGUUUUAAAUGUAUUGAUUAUAUUGUACUGUUUGAUACUAUGAAUAAUAGAACUAUGAUCAUGUAUGCGUUAUGUAAUGUCAAAUAAAAGAGUUAAUCCAU